Molecule: messenger RNA, 2939 nt
Organism: Paramecium octaurelia
Lineage: Eukaryota; Ciliophora; Oligohymenophorea; Peniculida; Parameciidae
Source: the annotation of a GenBank genome assembly
AUGAGCGAAGUCCAGAACAAUAAUUCUUAUCUAGAAGAAGAGUAAAUACAAAGAGGAUACAAAAAUUGUGAAGCAUUUUGCAAUAGAUUGAGACGAGAUUAUCCUUUAUUAUACUAGUAAUAUUAAUUUUUCAUAUUUAGAUAGCUAGUUGAGUUAGUGAAAGACUACAAAUAGAAUAAAUAAAGCAUAUCCCACUAUUACGGCGAGAUUAAAAAGCUCUUUUCAGAUUAGCCAACAGUUAUUGAUAAUGUCAAUAAAUUAUUUUAUCAUGAUGCUCGAAUCAAAUCAAAUGAUACAAUUUAACAAUUAGAAUGUCUCUUUAAAUAAGAUAAGUUCAGAAUCAAUCUCCUUGAGUAAACUAAGAAUCUGAUUCUCAAGGGAAAUCUUGACCAAUAGUAAUAAUUAGAUGUAAUUAUAACUUUUAUAUCAAAUUCUAGUUAAUAUCAAUCUAAUUUAAAGAUGACCCGGAGGCUCUCAAAGAAAUUUAGAAUGUCUUCAAGCUCAAAAAAUAAAAGCAAAAGAUUUAAGUGGAUUGGAAUGAAAUCAAAAACAAGAGGGUUAAACCAAAUCCUCCUACAAUGGAAGAGAUUUAAUCUUAUUAAGCGUAUUAUACAUAACAUUUUUAUAAUAAUGCUUAUUAGUUAUAAGCAAGUAGAGAAAUUAAAAAUGAAAUUAUUGUGCUAGAUAAGCUAAGAUUAAAGUGUUUUAGUCAUUUUACAUCAGAGUCUGAUUUUAAUCAAUUUUUUGAUGAAUUUGUAAAUGUCAUUCAUUUAUAUACAGAAUGUAUCAUCACUUAAUACGAAUUGAUGGAUAUUUUAUCAUCGCAUUUAUGGAUUGAUUAGGAGAUUAUAGAUGAACUCAGAAUAGCUAUAUUUACUAGAGCUCCAGCACGUAGAUAACAAACUUAAUUAUUUAAACCACUUAAAGACACUGACUUCAAGAAUGCUGAGCACAUUACAGGAUCAUAUGUAAGAAUGCAUCCUGGAUAUGCAAAUAUUAUGAAAGAAGACCCUAAAUUACCAAAUGUCCUAAAUCAUCUCUGGGUAUCUGUGCCUUUUGGUAGCGAAGAUUAUUCUUUUUCAAUUAUGAGGAAAAACAGUUUUGAAGAAUAAUUAUUCAAAAUUGAAGACGAAAUGUUUGAAUAUGAUGUUAAUAUUAAUUGUUAUAGAAGAACAAUUAAAGUAUUACUUUAUUGUAACAUAGUUACUUGAGUAGUUGAUAGCAGGCAACAAUUCUUCAGCCAUUGAAUAGCAAAUUAGAAAAAUACUAUAAAUUAAAUGCCUGCAAUCAGUUUACAAAACAAAUUGUAAAGACUAGGAAGAAGUCAUCACAUUGUGGCAAAAGAAUCCAAUACAAUGUUCUCCUAUUCUAAGAGAUAGGUUGAACUAAAAAUGCCAAGAGUUAAUUAAAUCAAGAGAAAUCGCAAACCAAACUUGGAAAUUAACAUAAAAAAACAAUUUCUCCAGAUCUUUAGAUCACAGAUCUUUCUAUUUUAAAAAGAAUGAAAAGCAAUACACAUGUGUUUCAAGAUUUCUAAAAGAGCCUGAUGAGAAGUAUACAUUAAUAUAGACAAAUAAUACCAUUCAAACAGAAUAUUUGAAUUCUUUAAUAUAAUUAACCACUAUUAAGCCUCUGAGCCAUGGAAAAUAUGUUAAUAUUAACGAUAUUGAUCAAAGCACUGUUUUUAGCUUUUACAUUUCUAGUAAAACUCUUUUGGAAGAAACUUUUGAAAUCUUUAAAUAUUAUAUGGAACAAUCUAGUUAAAAUGAAUCCGAAUGGAUUCUUGAUUUAUUCUAAAAAUUAUAUUAAGGUUUCUUCGAUCUUGAUUUGGUUGAUUAGAACUAUAAUUUUUCUCUUUUAAGAGCAGAAUUAUCAGUUAUUGAAUAAUAUGUGACAAAUUCAUCGUUCUCCUACAUCGAUUAAUUUAAUAUUGAAUAAGAGUAAAUCAAAAAAUCUCACAUUAAUACUAAUAAUUCAAUUAGCAACAACGGAAAGGAUUCAGAUGACUUUGAAGAAUCUGAUUAUGAGCUCUAAAGAAUCAAAAUUCUUAAAUCACCUCUUAUUGAUGAAUAGGAUGUGUUCCCAAGGAACUCAUUACAAUUAACUACAAAUUUUUAGAGUAAGUAUAAGCCACAUGGCAAAAUCAUUUAUGGCACGUCUGGAAUAUAUUUGUUUUUUCGCUAUUUCUAUUCUUUGUAUCAAAGAAUUGAAUUGGCACAUUAAAUUAGUUAGAAUUUUGAAUAAAAUGAAAAAUUUGAAAGUAUAAUUUUUAUUAAACUCUAGAAUUGAAUGAAAAAGAAAAGAAAAAAAUAAUAGAAAUAAGAUAUAAGCUGUUUAAGCAUGCUCUUCUUUACUAAAUUAAAAAUAAAGAUUUCAAAUAUCAAGACUACUUAAGUUUGCUAUUUGGAAAACAAGUGAAUGUUUAUAAUAAGUUUUUUAGGCUUUUCUAUUCUACACAAUUGAUAAAAUGCUUUCAGAUUGUUGUAAACACUUAGCAAGUUUAUUUAAUGAUAAAUUGACUGAUUCUUUUUUUGAUUUUCUAUUCAAAUCAAAUCAUAAUAAAUACGAGUUAGAUCCAACAAAAACUGAAGAAGUACAACUAAGCAACUUGUCAUAUGCUCUCUUAGAUUUACAAUGGGAAUAAGCACAGCGAGUUAUAUUCAGAGUAAAUCGUAUCUUCUAUAUAGUUUUGUUUAUAAGAUGACAGUUUGCAUGUUAAUUAUCUUCCUAAUUGGUCAGUAAUAUAGGAUAAAUAAUAAUUAAAUCGCAUCUCACAAUUUGUUAAAUCCUACACAACAACCUAUUCAAAUAGAAUCAAAGGAGUAUUCUUAUAAAGGAACUUAAGGGAAAAAAGGGCAAACACUUAAAAUUAAAUGGAAUGGACAGUUUUUGAAUCGAUGAGAAUAAGAAAUAAUUUGUCAGAUAUUUUAAUUAAAUGA